Molecule: messenger RNA, 1227 nt
Organism: Desarmillaria tabescens
Lineage: Eukaryota; Fungi; Basidiomycota; Agaricomycetes; Agaricales; Physalacriaceae
Exons: 4
Coding region: 8-1216 (402 amino acids)
Source: RefSeq, a predicted model, not a curated record
UGGUCCUAUGCUCCGUUCACGUCUCGUUGACCGUGGUGUCUGUUCGUCGCGCCGGUACAGCGUAGUCGCCAAUAGUAGCAGGGAGCCCAGCUUGAAGCUCCAGCUCCACAGACAGGCUUGGUCGUUGCUACGUUCGCCGGAUGAGCGGAGCGCCGUCGUAAAGUCAUGGAAGUUUUUCGAUUCAAUGGCAGAGGCCUACGCACUCCUUCGCGCCGUAGAGGAGAAAUACGGUCCUAUUCAUGAGUAUUGGUUCCAAAAGGACCAAGAAGAUCCUUCAAAAUAUACUUCUGUCAUUCGCGUGCAGUUUAAAAAUGCAGAAUCUUUGCGGGAUCUCUCGUUCUCUCCCAAGCCGCUGCAUGUUGUCGCUCCAGUGGUCCCGGUACGUCCUGGAGGCAUUGGCCUGGAUGAUUUGAAGGGCCUCCUCGCGCCCCGAGCACAGAAGCCCACGGAUGGAACGGAGUCGUUGCCUGAUAUUGGAGAAAGCGAGAAAAUCAUAGAUGCCAGCAUCUCCAAGGCCGCCCAGCCAUUAUAUACGAGCGGAAUUUCGAUAAACCGAAGAAUCAUACCUCGGAAUAUCAAGGCUAUCCAUGACUGGGGAGGCUUUUUCCCUCUGGAGCCGCUGCCUGAGGGUGCCCCGUUAACGACUGAUCACCCUCACAUGCGGAUUGCUCUGCAACGAUGGACGCAUGAUAUGCAUUGGCGACCGUCGUCGAAUUCCGAGAAACCUGACGCGCAGAAUGCGUCAUCUUCCGAGGAAGAGCCACAGGAAUCUCCUCCCCUCCCUUCCCCUUCGUCCCGGCCUGUACCUGCUCCUGUGGUCCGGAAGUCUCGCGAACCAUGGGAUCCUAUCCUAGAUCCCUUACCGCAACCUACGGUGACAGCGGAAGCAGCACCGCCGACAGAAACAGCUGCACUACCCAUCCAGCCCUCACCGCCAGUCCGAAAAACGCCUCUCGCCUCCGUCAGCCUACCUAACGCUGCAGAUAUCCCGUAUAUCGACCUUCCACCCGUAGUGACGAGGAAAGAUAGAAAGGCUCAGUUGUUGGCCGCGCAACAGGCCAUAAAUCCGACCCCAAAGGCCCCCAAGGUCUCUCCACAGCCAGUGAAGAAGCCAAAGAAAAAGAAGGAGAAAUCUGUUGUCGAGGAGGGUCCACCACCAAAGGAAGGCGUUAUUGAGAGACUGAAAAAGACGUUCUUUGGUUCAUGGUUUAGUUAAUGUAGAUGCAU